CUUGCACAACGAGAAUUGUUAUGAAACUUGCCGCACACGCAGUCGGCAAACAACAACCAUUUCUGCAGGAAGCUCAACAAUAAAACUGCCUCCAGCGUAACGAUGUCGAUCAAGGUCGGUGGAGCAUUCCGGCGGUCGGGUGGCAUCGUAUCGGCCAUCGGCAAGCAGCUGAAACUGGUCAACCUAAAGGGUGUGCAGCGCAUCACGGCCACCUUCGACCCGUUCGACGAGAGUGCCGUUCCAACGAGAGAAUUUGUGCACCAUCUUUCCGCCCCGAAGAUAUCGCAGACCAAUCCAACCUGCCUGCUCAAGACAGAGGUCGUGUGCGAUCGAAGGCCCCCAUCCAUCGUCUUCCAGCUAAUACCAUCGGUGCAGGCUGAAGCAAAGCUGAAAAAGAUUGAGCUGAGCAGCGCCAACCUGUCCACGCUCGAGCUGCUCAAGCUCUGCAACAAGCACGUGAGCGCACUGGCGCCGAAGGAAAUCGCCACCAGCGUGGUCAAGACCAAAUCGGAGAAGAAGGCGGGCGGAGCGGGUGGUGGUGGCAAACGGCGCUAA
This is a messenger RNA of Anopheles merus, 555 nucleotides long. RefSeq lists its product as uncharacterized. Gene Ontology annotation, cellular component: mitochondrial large ribosomal subunit. The record is from RefSeq and is a predicted model, not a curated record. The coding region runs from base 103 to 555 and encodes 150 amino acids. The transcript is spliced from 3 exons. NCBI's taxonomy places the organism in Eukaryota, Metazoa, Arthropoda, Insecta, Diptera, Culicidae.